CGUCACUACGUUGUAUAAAUUAAUUAGCGGGCCGGGGCUUGGGGCUUAUAUCUGCUUAACGUACAAUUCCGUCAUCGAUGGCGGUGAAAAUGGUAUUUCAGAUCAUGAUUGUGCUCUUGUGUUCGAUUGAUGCAAUAUUAUUUGUACAAACAGCGGGUUUAGCAAAUAAUAGUACUUCAUGUCAAGCAAGCUGUGGGGAUGUUAGCAAUAUCCCAUACCCUUUUGGAAUAGGAGGAGCUGGUUGCUACGUUGAUGACUGGUUUGAAGUAGUUUGCGAUGACUCUUUCAGCCCUCCCAAACCUUUCUUGCGGAGCCUCAACCUGGAGGUGCUCAACAUUUCAAUAGGAGGAGGCACAGUUCACGUCAACUAUCCGACAUUUUCUUCUUGUACUGGUGGUGAUCAAAUCAGCAAACCAAAUGUGGAGUUCUCAAAAAGCCCUUUCAUCUUCUCCCAGUCCGACAACAGAUUCGUCGCCAUCGGUUGCGACAACCUUGCUUCAAUUGUGUCCGAAAACACUUCAGUUAUAAUUGGUGGGUGCAUGUCAUUUUGUGGCACUGAUAAAGCGAUGGAUGCAAGCAGUUGCAAUGGCAUUAACUGCUGCGAAACCACAAUUCCUUCACAGCUCCUUGUGUUCAGUACAAAAAUUGGCCAAAUAAAUACGAACCCUGUUGCUUACGGUAUGAUCACUGCGGACAAAGGAUGCAAGUCUGCAUUUUUGGUAGAACAAAAGUGGUUCAAGGCCGAUUACCCAUACAAAGAUGUGUCAUCCAAAAUGUCGCAAGUUCCUGUGGUGUUGGAAUGGGGGAUUCUUAAUACAUCAUUCAACUCUCUUCCAAUAACCAAUAAUGGCUCCACCUCAAACUAUAAUUGUGCUACUAACCGGACCUCAACUGUUACAUGUUCUUGCAAUGGCGGCUUUGCAGGAAAUCCCUAUCUUCUUGGAGGAUGUCAAGAUAUUAACGAAUGCGAGCGCCUACCAUCACCUUGUCUCAAUAAUGGAUCUGGGAGUGUAACAUGUGAAAAUACUUAUGGGUCUUACAAUUGCCUGGUAGUUAACCCCAAACCUCAGAUUGGAGCGGCUACGAUAGGUAUUAGCAGCAGUCUUGGGCUAUUGGUUUUACUUAUUGGUGGAUGGUGGUCUUACAAAGUGGUAAAGGAAAGGAGGAUGAUUGCACAGAAGAAAAAGUUCUUCAAACGAAAUGGUGGUUUAUUGUUACAACAACAAUUAUCUUCACAUGAAGCCAAUGUUGAGAACAUCAAACUGAUUAAUUCAAAAGAUUUGGAGAAGGCCACUGACAAUUAUAAUGCAAAUAGAAUACUUGGUCAAGGAGGACAAGGCACUGUUUACAAAGGCAUGUUAGCAGAAGGAAGAAUUGUUGCAGUGAAAAAAUCCAAGGCAAUUGAUGAAGGAAAACAACUCGAAGAAUUCGUCAACGAAGUUGUCAUUCUUUCACAACUUAACCACAGAAAUGUGGUUAAGCUAAUUGCUUGUUGUUUGGAGACAGAAGUUCCUAUGCUAGUUUAUGAAUAUGUUCCUAAUGGAACUCUUUCUCAAUAUGUCAAUGGCCAAACUGAGGAGUUUCCAUUAACGUGGGAUAUGCGCUUACGAAUUGCAACAGAAGUUGCCGGAGCUCUCUUCUACUUACACUCAGCAGCUUCCACGCCCAUUUACCACAUGGACAUUAAGUCUACGAACAUACUCUUAGAUGAUAAGUACAGAGCUAAAGUAGCUGACUUUGGGACUUCAAGAUCCAUCGCUGUUGAUCAAACUCACCUAACCACACAAGUACAUGGCACUUUUGGAUAUUUGGACCCUGAGUAUUUUCAGUCAAGUCAGUUUACAGAAAAGAGUGAUGUUUAUAGUUUCGGUGUUGUCCUUGCUGAGCUGUUAACUGGCGAAAAAGCUAUCUCUUCAACAAGGACACAAGAACCUAGAAGUUUAGCUAUAUAUUUCAUUCAAUCGGUGGAGGAGAACAAUUUGUUUGAAAUUAUUGAUAGUCGAGUUUUGAAGGAGGGUAAGAAGGAAGAGAUCAUUGCAGUCGCGAACCUUGCGAAAAGGUGCUUGAGCUUAAAUGGAAAGAAACGACCUACAAUGAAGGAAGUCGCAAUGGAAUUGGAGGCAAUUCAAAUGUUGCAAAAAGCUGCUAACCUUCAACAAGAUGAAGAGCUUGAAUAUGACCAAGUUGAAAUGUACAAGCUAGGGGAUGCUCUUCCCCCAUCAACAAUGUCAACCUCAUCUAUGGAUGCCCAACCAUUAUUAGCUUUUCAAUCGGUAUGAAUCGUACGUUAUUUGUUUAAUGUAAUGUUGUAUGCUACAUAUAUAAUUUGCUGUUUUGGUUGUAUUCUACCAGUAAU
Alnus glutinosa is the source of this 2356-nucleotide messenger RNA. Its product is annotated as wall-associated receptor kinase-like 10. Bases 78 to 2279 code for a protein of 733 amino acids. The transcript is spliced from 3 exons. Gene Ontology annotation, biological process: protein phosphorylation; cell surface receptor signaling pathway. The record is from RefSeq and is a predicted model, not a curated record. NCBI's taxonomy places the organism in Eukaryota, Viridiplantae, Streptophyta, Magnoliopsida, Fagales, Betulaceae. Gene Ontology annotation, molecular function: polysaccharide binding; ATP binding; protein serine/threonine kinase activity. Gene Ontology annotation, cellular component: plasma membrane.